AAUAUCCCCUUGCAACUCCUGAACGGUGGUUGUUAGACGGAUCUGACAGGAGAACCAACCGGCAGAGUCGACAAGGCCCAUACACUCUCUUGCUUUGGCUGCGGUACCGAAGCGGCGAUCGUCCAUUACAGUCAUUACAGUCCGGACUAAGUUAAGGGAACUCGGCAUCAUCAGUAGUCAUGGCCACAGCCUGGGGGUACGAGGAACAGAAUGGCUACAGUUAGAGAUUUCCAACAUGACGAGGGUUGCCAGAGUGCUGUUGAGUUGCGUUCAUAGAGGUCUAAAACACCAGGCGAGAUAUUUUCACCCCAGUGUUUCCCGACUCUGUGGUGAUGGUGAAUGGAACUACUACGGCCGAGAGUGACGUUGUUCAAGCAAACACCAAUAACACUGCACUCAUAGAAAGUUUAUCUUUUGGGUUUCUGCAAGUGGCAUCUCCUGUCCCACAAGGUCCAAACAAGUGGCAUGAGCAGUUUCCCAUUGCCAAGGGACAGCGCCAGUCGCCCAUAGACAUCGUCACCAGCAAUGCCAAGGUUGAUAAGGCAUUGUCGGACAACCCGCUGAAGGUCAGCUACAGUAACAACUGUUGUCAGAGCGUCACUAACACCGGAGCAUCCUUCCAGGUUGUCGUCGAUGGGGCAGGAACUGAGAUCAGUGGUGGUCCUCUUGACAGCACUUACAAACUUGUCCAGUUCCACGCUCACUGGGGCCCCUUGGGUGGGGAUGAGGGGUCAGAACACACCGUGGAUGGAGUCACCUACCCUGCAGAGCUCCAUCUGGUGCACUGGAACCAGAAGUACAAGGAUGUCGGUGAGGCUGUGGACAAACCUGAUGGACUUGCCGUGAUCGGGGUCUUCUUUUCGAGGGGGAAGGAGCAUGCAGGCUUCAAGCCAAUCUCAGACCUGUUCGCCAAAGUUCCUCGCAAGGCAGACAAGGUUGACAUCAGCUUCAACUAUGACCCAGCCUGUCUUCUGCCAGCUCGCAGAGACUACUGGACGUACCUCGGGUCCCUGACCACACCUCCUCUGUUUGAAAGUGUCACCUGGAUCGUCAUGAAGGACCCUGUGGAAGUCUCUGCAGAACAGCUGGCUGCUCUGAGGAACCUGCUAUGGGAGACCCCUAGCGGAGAAGGCCAGAUGUGCAACAACUACCGUCCUCCGCAGCCUCUGCAAGGCAGACUGGUCAGGUCUACCUAAACAGGAGAAAGAGUCCAGGACAGGCCCCCAGCUGUGGUGUGGGUUCUCUGUAAUCUCCAAGCAGAUCCUACGGUGCCAUAAGAUAGUAUCAAAGCUGGCCAGGGAGUAUAGCCGGCUAAGGGAGUCAAACGGUCACCUACGGGAAGUUUGAUACUAUACAUUAGGCACCGUGGAUCUGGUUGGAGAUUAGGUUUUCUGGUCAUCAGUCUGGCCAAGCACAAACACAGGAUUAUUUUUUACAUCAGGAACGCGACCUUGCAGGGUUCAUAUUAAUAUGUGGUAAUGGUCAUAAAACUUUUCUGCUUAGCGUUCCUAGCUCAGGCCCAAUCUACACGCAGUUUUUACCGAUAUCUGUGGAGAUGUCGGGAGGGAUCUAGAACGUAGGGGGCCGGACACCCAUGGCGCUUGCAGUCAUAAACAUAUAGCGCGAUUUUCCACAUGGCGUUAUAUGCUAAUGAGCCUUCCCGAAGUCGGGAAGCAUCUACACGUG
Molecule: messenger RNA, 1686 nt
Organism: Branchiostoma floridae (Florida lancelet)
Lineage: Eukaryota; Metazoa; Chordata; Leptocardii; Amphioxiformes; Branchiostomatidae
Product: carbonic anhydrase 2-like
Exons: 10
Coding region: 333-1196 (287 amino acids)
Cellular component (GO): cytoplasm
Molecular function (GO): carbonate dehydratase activity; zinc ion binding
Source: RefSeq, a predicted model, not a curated record